Molecule: messenger RNA, 1211 nt
Organism: Bursaphelenchus xylophilus (pine wood nematode)
Lineage: Eukaryota; Metazoa; Nematoda; Chromadorea; Rhabditida; Aphelenchoididae
Source: the annotation of a GenBank genome assembly
AUGGAAGACUCAAGCUUUGCGAAGAAGCUGCAGGACGGUAGGUCCCGCUAUAUUCUCCAUGAAUAAUAUUUUUCCGGCUUCAGAGUGCCAAUUGAUGCAACGAGAGCUCCAGAAGGCGGAAAUGGAAUUUCAGGCAACAAAACAGCAAAUUCUUCAAGGCGGGUUUGAUUUUUUUCUUGGUUGUUGUUGAUCAUGGAAAACACAUUUUUUGGUUGCUUUUGCCAAAUUCGCGAAUUUGGCAAAAGCACGUUUCGACGUUUUUUUUGCUGAGUAGUCUGUUCCGACUCUGAUAUUCUUAUUUUUGCAGCAUCGGCACAAAAAUUUGCUGUAAUCGAAAGUUUUUGCACGUUUCACUUUCUAAUUUCUUGAUUUCAGUUUUCCUAGGUGUUCAAGGCGAAAAACAACGCCAGCAUUACAACCAACAGCAAUCUAACGCCCUUGAGGCUCAUUUGCAGAGCAUGGACGGUCAAAAUCAAGCGUAAGAUGAGAUUAAUUCUAUAUUGGUCUUUUUUAGAGUUUUGAACGAGUUGCAAAACAAUUUUGAAAACGUUGUGAAGGUUUCUGAAGACGAAUUGGCUCGAGAUGAGGUUGAGAAUAGUAAGCUGCGGAUGCUGGGGGAGUUCGGAGGAUUAGACUUGCCAGCUGACGUAAGAUUAUGAUAUAUUUUCCUUGUUCUAGUUAUGAAAUUAUGUUGAACUGGAAAUUUAUUUCAUUUUUUAGGGAAUCCUGAAUUUGGAGAGUCGAACCGAGGUUUUAAAUGAGUGGAUACGAACUCUCCAUGCAGAAUGUGAGUUAAGAAAACUUUUUAUUUUUUAUUAUCUUAGGUCAGAAAUUAUCGGAGGAUUUAAAAAUAUUGGAAGCCAAGCACGUUGAUGUUAAGAAGGGGUUGAGCAAUAUUCCAUAUCUCGAAUUGUCCAUUGAAACCCGCGAGGCUGUCCGGUAUGUUGUUUUGUUGUUUUUUUUUUGACGUUUAGGUCUGACGUCAUGACGCGUCAUAGACGAUACAACAAUUUAUGCUUUACGCGGCGGAAUAGAUAGAUUUUGUCUAUUCGAACAGUUUAAUAGGAGUAUCAUGAAAGAUGAGACGUUUUUCUAUUAUAUUGCGCGUUUCUAGAGCUCAACUUCAACAUAUUCGCAAAAAUGUCACCACUCGUCUUCGUGCCGAGAUCCUGAAAGGGCGUCAACUGAAGCAAUGUCCUAUCGAUUACUGA